GUACUUAAGCCACCCGUUUUCUUGGCCGCCGUCCGGCCAUGGCUUUCAGGCGCAUCUCGUCGGCGCUGCGCUCCGGCACCCCGUGCCGCGUCCCGCUGUCCACGGCGCCGGCCACCCGCGAGCAGCCCGCCGCGGCUCCAAGGGUCGCGCAGGGGCGCGGGGCCAAGGAAGUCACGCGGCCGCCGCUGCCCCCCGUGGACUUCGGCAACACGCAGGAGGCGUACCGCAGCCGUCGCAGCUGGGAGCUGGCGCGCAACCUGCUGGUGCUCCGCCUGUGCGCUUCGCCCGCGCUGCUGAAGCACCACGAGCAGCUGCUCAACCUGGCCAGGAAACUUCUGGGGCAAAGGCUCUUUGACAAGCUGAUGAAGAUGACCUUCUACGGGCAGUUUGUGGCGGGCGAAGACCAGGAAUCCAUCAGGCCUCUGAUCCAGCACAAUCGGACCUUCGGUGUGGGCUCCAUCCUGGACUACGGGGUGGAGGAGGACCUGAGCUCGGAGGAGGCAGAGCGCCAGGAGCUGGAGUCCUCUACCUCUGUGGUGGAGAAGGAAGGAUGUGGCACCAGUAAGCGGGAGAAGCAGUACCAGGCCCACCGCACCUUCGGGGACCGCCGGGAUGGCGUCAUCAGCGCCCGCACCUACUUCUACGCCAACGAAGCCAAGUGUGACAGCCACAUGGAGAUCUUCCUGCGCUGCAUCGAGGCCUCCGCCGGGGCCAGUGACGACGGCUUUUCGGCCAUUAAGCUCACUGCACUGGGGAGGCCCCAGUUUCUGCUGCAGUUCUCAGAUGUGCUGACCAAGUGGAGACGGUUCUUCCACCAAAUGGCCGCGGAGCAGGGCAAGGCGGGGCUGGCCGCCAAGGACAAGAGGCUGGAGGUGGCCGCACUGCAGGAAAGUGUGGCGAAGAUGGGCAUUGCCUCCAGGGCGGAGAUUGAGAAGUGGUUCACCGUGGAGACUCUGGGUGUGUCCGGCACCCUGGACCUGCUGGACUGGAGCAGCCUCAUCGACAGCAGGACUGAACUUUCCAAACACCUGGUGGUGCCCAACAUGCAGACGGGCCAGCUGGAGCCCCUGUUGUCCUGCUUCACCGACGAGGAGGAGCGGCAGAUGACGCGGAUGCUGCAGAGGAUGGAUGUCCUGGCCAAGAAAGCCAACGAGGUGGGCGUACGGCUGAUGGUGGAUGCGGAGCAGACGUACUUCCAGCCGGCCAUCAGCCGCCUGACCCUGGAGAUGCAGCGCAAGUUCAACAAGGCCAAACCGCUCAUCUUCAACACGUACCAGUGCUACCUCAAGGAGACCUACGACAAUGUCACCCUGGACUUGGAGCUGGCGCGCCGUGAGGACUGGUGUUUCGGGGCCAAGCUGGUGCGGGGCGCGUACAUGGCCCAGGAACGCGCCCGCGCUGCAGAGAUUGGCUACGAGGACCCCAUCAACCCCACCUAUGAGGCCACCAAUGCCAUGUACCACAGGUGCCUCAACUAUGUCCUGGAGGAGGUGAAGCACAGCGGCCGGGCUGAGGUGAUGGUGGCCUCCCACAACGAGGACUCGGUGCGCUUCACGCUGCGCAGGAUGGAGGAGCUGGGCCUGCACCCUGCAGACCGCCAGGUGUACUUUGGACAGCUGCUGGGCAUGUGUGACCAGAUCAGCUUCCCACUGGGCCAGGCCGGCUUCCCCGUGUACAAGUACGUGCCGUAUGGCCCCGUGAUGGAGGUGCUGCCCUACCUGUCGCGCCGCGCCCUGGAGAACAGCGGCCUCAUGAAGGGCGCCCAGCGGGAGCGGCAGCUGCUGUGGCAGGAGCUCACUCGGCGGGCCCGCACCGGAGACCUCUUCCACCGGCCGGCCUAAGGCACAGGCGGCCACUGCGUCCACUGCCAGGCUCUGCCUGCUCAGGGCCGGGGGAGGGCGGUUCCCAGGGGCCAUGCCACAGUGUUAGCCACACCCCCACCUCAGACUCAGACCAGAUGGAAGUGGGGCCCCCUCGUACCUGCCCGAAGCGUUGCCGUCUCAGGAACGGCUUCGAACAGGUGGGCCUGACCCGUCGCUGCCCGCCCCACUUCCCUGGACCUGAAGGACGAUUUCACCAGCGCCCGCUGACACCCACUGCCACCCCCACUGGCGGGGUCU
Messenger RNA from Sorex fumeus (smoky shrew), 2120 nucleotides. It is a transcript of the gene PRODH, whose product is annotated as proline dehydrogenase 1. Lineage: Eukaryota; Metazoa; Chordata; Mammalia; Eulipotyphla; Soricidae. Bases 39 to 1841 code for a protein of 600 amino acids. Gene Ontology annotation, molecular function: FAD binding; proline dehydrogenase activity. The transcript is spliced from 14 exons. Gene Ontology annotation, cellular component: mitochondrion. The record is from RefSeq and is a predicted model, not a curated record.